AUGUCUGCAGAACCAAGUGAUACUCAACUCUUAGAAUCAAAAAGGCUUCUCCAUGCUAAUCGUGACCAGCUAUUUGAAAAUAUUGAAAAGGAGGUGGAAAAGGACUUGGUUGAAAUCAAUCAUUCAAAUUUUUUGAAAAACUUUCACCAAGUUAACUCUCCAAACUCUGUUGAACCCCAAUUAACAAACCUGUGGAUCUCUCAAAUUUAUACCUUUAUCUUACGGGAAGUUUUGAAAUUUGAUGAAAUGCGCUUUGCUGAGAAUAACAAGACUAAUGUCAAAUAUGUUGAGUGCGGUCCCUUCAGUUUUACUACCUUCAUAAAACUAUGGAAACUUCCUUUUUCCAUUGCAAGCUCAACCAAUGUUUCACUGAAAGGAUCAUCAAAUCAAUUGACCAGAAGACUAGCAGACAUAGAAAUUGGAAACUUUUCCAAAGUCAAUUAUGAAGGCUACUUGUUGAAAAACAUUAAACAAAUGGAGGAUGAAAUUUUUGAUAGGGUUAGGAAAUUGAACAUAAGCUCGUACAUAUCAGGAUUGCAAACUUUAUUGCAAUUAACUUCAGUUAUCUGCUUUGAUCGCCAUGAAUACCGGCUAGCUGCUGCUUCAGAGAAUGGUCUUGCAAGUGAAUUCUCUAUUCGAGUGAUACGCCCGGUGGUGGGAUUUCUUUCAUUGGUUUUCAGCAUAACAUUAACACACCACGAAGACAGUGGUUUAGGAUUUGGAAACACUUUACCAGGUGAUUCCUUGAAAAAUGAACUAGAAAGUUUAGGAGUUAGUAGUUCACAUAUUGACAAGGUUGUUACCAUGAAUCCUGGUUCUGCUAAUGAAGACGUGAGAGACAAAAAGGUUUUAUUUAUUGAACAUAGAAAAGCUCCAAUGGUUUCAAAAAUGGCUUCAACAGAUGAAUCGGAAACGAUAAAGAGUAUUUUGCUUCAAAUGUUUUCAUAUAAAGUCUGCUCAAAUGAGUUGGAAUGUGGUAUUGUUAAUGACCUCUCGGGCUCUUUGUUUGUUAUUUUUGAAUCAAAUAAUUUCAAGUAUACUGAAGAUGGGCUGUUUAGUUUGGAGAAUGUUCAAGUUUAUCAAGUUAACGAUGUUGAGUUUUUCCACCAGGUGAAUAAUAAGAAGCAGCAACUAAAUUCAAGAAUUCUUGUUUCAAUGAUGAUUUACAUGAAAAUAAAGAACUUUAUGAAAGAAGAUUGUGAGCAAAAGACAAUAACAAAUCAACCUAUUUCUGGUAUGAAAAUCAAAAUUAACCAGAAAAAAUAUAGUGAGCCACUCAAAGUCCUGCAUUCAAAGUUUAAUGAGUCCAUAGAAGCUUUGCAUCUAAAAAAGGAUGAGAAACUUUCAACAUUAAAAAGUGAUGAACCAUCAAAAGGGAAAAAGAGGAAACUCAUUAGCUCAAAAGAUGCAGCAAGUCGUAAAGCAAAGAGACACAAAGGUCUGAGACUGUGGGAUUUGUGCUUUAAUUGA
This is a messenger RNA of Hansenula anomala, 1470 nucleotides long. RefSeq lists its product as uncharacterized. Bases 1 to 1470 code for a protein of 489 amino acids. NCBI's taxonomy places the organism in Eukaryota, Fungi, Ascomycota, Saccharomycetes, Phaffomycetales, Wickerhamomycetaceae. The transcript has a single exon. The record is from RefSeq and is a predicted model, not a curated record.